UCGUGGGACAAUCAUCAUUUUCUUUUGGGAAUUUAGGAAAAGAUAACGUGUAAAUACAACCGCCACUGAGAAACCUUUUUAAGUUGAUUUAUUUAUUUAUUGGGGUUGGCAAAACUGAGAAACCAGCAGAGUGUAGAGCCAUCGCAUUUAAAUAUAUAAUUUUAUCUUCAAUUCCAAUCCAGUCCACCACUUAACAAUCACCAAACAAAAAUGGCUUCUACCCCUUCCACUGCCAAUUUUUCUACUCCUUUCCAUGCCUCUUUCCAAACCAAGCCUAUCCAAAAGUCUUGCAAUUCUACUUUAUGGCCUUCCAUGGAACUUUCGGUACCGUCAGCCAAAUUGUUAAUUGGUUCCUCUAAAUCAGGCUUUUUCCGUUCUGGGUUUUUUUCGCAAUCAUCCAACCUUUCUGGGAUUUUCGGAAAGUCUCGAUCUUCGGGUGUUUUUGCAAGAGCAGCUACGGAUAAGACUCUCUAUGACUUCUCUGUUAAGGACAUUGAAGGGAAGGAGGUUCCUCUUAGCAAAUUCAAGGGAAAAGUUCUUUUGAUUGUCAAUGUGGCUUCUAGAUGUGGUUUAACAACUGCAAAUUAUUCGGAGCUAUCACACUUGUAUGAAAAGUAUAAGACUCAAGGACUCGAGAUACUAGCUUUCCCUUGCAAUCAGUUUGGUGGUCAAGAACCUGGAUCAAAUCCAGAAAUCAAGCAGUUCGCUUGUACAAGGUUCAAAGCCGAAUUCCCAAUUUUUGAUAAGGUUGAUGUAAAUGGACCACAGACAGCUCCAGUUUAUAAGUUUCUGAAAUCUAGUGCCGGAGGCUUUCUAGGGGAUGUAAUAAAGUGGAAUUUCGAGAAGUUUUUGGUGGAUAAAAAUGGCGUAGUUGUUGAGAGAUAUGCACCAACGACAUCUCCUUUUCAGAUCGAGAAGGACAUACAGAAGCUACUUGCAGCAUGAACUCAGUUGUACAAGUAAUCGUCACAACAGGAGAACUGUUCUAGGGUUAAAUGAUCUCUAAGAUCAUACACGAGCGAGCGGCCGAGCCUUUCUCGUUCUUAAGGUUCAGCUAUGUAAAAAUAUAUGAUGUGUUUGCAACUAAAUAUUUGAACAUAAUUGUAGUUAGAGUAGUAGUAUUUAUAGUUACAAUGUUCUUACUACGAGAAUUAUAAUUACUAUUGAACUUUUCCAAAUAUGAGGAAGAAGUCUCUUUCGUCUGAA
Molecule: messenger RNA, 1206 nt
Organism: Cannabis sativa
Lineage: Eukaryota; Viridiplantae; Streptophyta; Magnoliopsida; Rosales; Cannabaceae
Product: probable phospholipid hydroperoxide glutathione peroxidase
Exons: 6
Coding region: 211-945 (244 amino acids)
Biological process (GO): response to oxidative stress
Molecular function (GO): glutathione peroxidase activity
Source: RefSeq, a predicted model, not a curated record